GCACCGGCACAUUUGGGCGUGUUCAUCUGGUGAAGGAAAAAAUGGCCAAACGUUACUUUGCACUGAAAGUAAUGAGCAUUCCAGACGUUAUUCGACUGAAGCAAGAACAACAUGUGCACAACGAAAAAUCGGUCUUGAAGGAGGUCAAUCACCCAUUUUUGAUCCGAUUAUUUUGGACCUACCACGAUGAACGUUUUCUAUACAUGUUAAUGGAAUAUGUCCCAGGAGGAGAACUUUUCAGUUACCUACGCAACAUGGGGCGCUUCAACAACAGCACAGGACUGUUUUACUCUACAGAAAUAAUUUGUGCAAUAGAAUACCUGCACUCCAAAGAAAUAGUUUACAGAGACUUAAAACCUGAAAACAUAUUGCUGGACAAAGAAGGACAUAUCAAGCUUACAGAUUUUGGAUUUGCUAAAAAACUGGUGGAUAGGACAUGGACGCUCUGUGGUACCCCUGAAUACCUUGCGCCAGAGGUCAUACAAAGCAAAGGCCACGGAAGAGCUGUGGAUUGGUGGGCUCUGGGAAUUCUGAUAUUUGAGAUGUUGUCAGGGUUUCCUCCAUUUUUUGAUGACAAUCCAUUUGGUAUAUAUCAGAAGAUUCUUGCUGGCAAAAUAGAUUUCCCAAGGCAUUUGGAUUUGUAUGUGAAAGACCUUAUUAAGAAGCUUCUUGUGGUUGAUAGGACAAGACGAUUAGGAAAUAUGAAGAAUGGAGCAGAUGAUGUGAAAAGACAUCGAUGGUUCAGGUCUAUAGACUGGGACGCUGUACCUCAAAGAAAACUCAAGCCUCCUAUAGUGCCGAAAGUAUCCAAUGAUGGGGAUACAUCCAAUUUUGAAGCUUAUCCUGAAGAUGACUGGAACAAAACACCUCCAGUACCCCCUAAAGAUUUAGAAAUUUUCAAGAAUUUCUGAAUGUGACAUCCACACUGGACGAGAAGCUGGAAAGAAACUGAAGUGCUAAAGCAAGUCUGAAGUAAAAUGAGCUCCUACGUAAAUGAAGACUUCUUUGAUGUGGAUGAGAAUGUUACUGCAUUCAGAUAUGCAUACUAAAUACUUGGAGUUGGAGGCAGACAAAACUCAUUUUUAGCUGUAAACAUUUGGCAUUAGUUUAGGAAGUUAUAAUAUUGAUAGCCUGCUCUGUAGUAGGCUCACUAAAAUGGAAUAUUUUAGAUUUUUUUUUUUAACUUAUGGUUUUGUUUAGUUUCCUGCUAUUCCCAGAUCCUUUUUGCGCAGUUAUCUCAGACUUAAUUUUAUAAGUUUAUACUAAACUUGUGUAAUUAAAAGCACAAAUUAGUAUAUAUGUAUAUAAUGAAUACAGUACAACUAAAGCACAGGAACUGUGCAAAGAUGUAAAUUUUUGUACUUUGCAGAGUCUAUGAUUUUUAUUUUUCAGAUAAUGUUUUUCAAGAAGUUCUCUAGGGAUAAAAAUA
Messenger RNA from Tinamus guttatus (white-throated tinamou), 1429 nucleotides. Lineage: Eukaryota; Metazoa; Chordata; Aves; Tinamiformes; Tinamidae. The record is from RefSeq and is a predicted model, not a curated record.